GUGUGUGUGUGUGUGUGUGUGUGUGUGUGUGUGUGUGUGUGCGCAAACUGCAGCUUGGGCCUCCUACAUGACCAACUCUCCAACUGUGAUAGUGAUGAUUGGGUUGCCCGCUCGAGGGAAAACCUACAUGUCCAAGAAGCUGACACGCUACCUCAACUGGAUUGGAGUGCCAACGAAGGUAUUUAACCUCGGCGUCUAUAGGAGAGAGGCAGUGCAGUCCUACAAGUCCUACGACUUCUUCAGACAUGACAAUAAAGAAGCAAUGCAAAUUAGAAAGCAGUGUGCUCUGGUGGCCCUGGAGGAUGUCAAGGUCUAUCUGAAUGAGGAGGGAGGCCAGAUCGCUGUUUUUGACGCCACCAACACCACCAGAGAGAGGAGGGAGCUCAUCCUUAGUUUUGCUCAGGAUAAUUCAUACAAGGUGUUUUUUGUCGAAUCAAUAUGUGACGAUCCCGACGUCAUCGCGACAAAUAUCCUGGACGUGAAGGUGUCCAGCCCAGAUUACCCUGAGAGGGACAGAGAAAGCGUCAUGGAGGAUUUUCUGAAGCGAAUAGAAUGUUAUAAAGUGACCUACAAACCUUUGGAUCCGGAUGAACACGACAAGAACCUCUCCUUCAUCCAGGUCAUCAAUGUCGGCCGUCGUUUCUUGGUCAACAAGGUGCAGGACUACAUCCAAAGUAAAAUAGUGUACUACCUCAUGAACAUCCACGUGCACUCCCACUCUAUCUACCUCUGUCGGCACGGAGAGAGCCAUCACAACGUGGAGGGACUCAUCGGGGGAGACUCUGAGCUGUCAGAGAGAGGGAGACAGUUUUCAGCAGCACUGAAGGGUUUUGUUCAAGAGCACCAUCUGUCAGACCUGAAGGUUUGGACGAGCCAGCUGAGGCGCACCAUUCAGACGGCAGAGGAGCUGGGAGUUCCCUACGAGCAGUGGAAGAUCCUCAAUGAAAUAGAUGCUGGAGUGUGUGAAGAAAUGUCCUAUGAGAUUAUUGAGGAAACGUACCCAGAGGAGUUCGCCAUGAGGAGCCAGGACAAGUACCAUUACCGCUAUCCGGGAGGAGAGUCCUACCAGGACCUGGUUCAGCGGCUGGAGCCGGUCAUUAUGGAGCUGGAGCGACAGGGCAACGUGCUGGUCCUCUGUCACCAGGCCGUCAUGCGCUGCUUGCUCGCCUAUUUCCUGGACAAGAGCGCAGAUGAUCUGCCCUACUUGAAGUGUCCCCUGCACACUGUCCUAAAACUCACCCCCGUUGCUUACGGUUGUACGGUGGACAUGUUUGACCUGAAGGUCGAGGCUGUCAACACACACAGAGACAGACCAUUAAAUGCUGUGCCGCCGGCGUUCAUCCGACGAAACAGCUUCACCCCGUUGUCCAGCCAAGACCAGAUCAAACGGCCGCGCCUGUACAGCGUGGGCAACCCUUCGCAUGCUCGCAUGUCCCAGGCUCCUACUUUACCCAGCAUGCAGUUCUCUGAGGCGUCCGAGGGGGCAGAGAUGCUACAAAGCGAGGACUCUGUGAACGGUUUCAGUGCAGCACACACAGGCGAGCGGCAUUAAAGAACCACAGAAAGAGCUUUAAUAUGUUCAGCUGUCCGCUGUGUCGAUGUCAAGCUGACGACAUUUGAGUUCCGUGAAACUGAUGCAAAUAUUUCAAACACAAAGUGCUCUUGAAUUAUAAUGUAAUUCAAUUCUUCAUAGCUAAAAGUAAAUCAAUCGUAUAUACUGUAUGAUAAUGACUAGCUUCACAGUAACCACAUGGAUAACAUCUAUUCACAUGACUUUGAUUAGAUUAUCAGCAAUAAAUCAACAUUUUGGAAAAAAGUGCCUUUAUUGAAAGGACUACAAUAGGUAUGUAUGACAAUAGGAUUGAAUGUCUUAAAACGAGCUGCUCGUUGAACACUGUAUACCGUACAUGUUUCCUUUUAAUAAAGUUCAUUUUAUCGCA
Messenger RNA from Anarrhichthys ocellatus (wolf-eel), 1940 nucleotides. RefSeq names its product 6-phosphofructo-2-kinase/fructose-2,6-bisphosphatase 2-like. NCBI's taxonomy places the organism in Eukaryota, Metazoa, Chordata, Actinopteri, Perciformes, Anarhichadidae. The coding region runs from base 68 to 1552 and encodes 494 amino acids. Gene Ontology annotation, cellular component: cytosol. The record is from RefSeq and is a predicted model, not a curated record. Gene Ontology annotation, molecular function: fructose-2,6-bisphosphate 2-phosphatase activity; 6-phosphofructo-2-kinase activity; ATP binding. Gene Ontology annotation, biological process: fructose metabolic process; fructose 2,6-bisphosphate metabolic process. The transcript is spliced from 15 exons.